Molecule: messenger RNA, 2113 nt
Organism: Balaenoptera musculus (blue whale)
Lineage: Eukaryota; Metazoa; Chordata; Mammalia; Artiodactyla; Balaenopteridae
Product: serine/arginine repetitive matrix protein 3-like
Exons: 2
Coding region: 32-493 (153 amino acids)
Source: RefSeq, a predicted model, not a curated record
CGGGGACUCUACGGAGCCGGGGGCGCCCCGCAUGGGCAGGGGCCUGGGUUCGCCUCGGUCUGAGUCCGGGGAGGGGGCGCUGGGAGAGACGCCGGGCGGCCGCCGGGGCCGGCUCCACCUCCCGCGCUCCCCGCCGCUUCGCCCCUUCAGGGCAGGGCCUGCCCGCUCCCAGCCCGGCUGGCCGAGCGCGGCCGCGCCCCCAGCUUCGGGCGCCCGGGCUCCCGCGCGGCGGCGGGGCAGCGGCAGUCCGGCCCGGCCGAGCACAGAGCGCGGAGGCGGCGGGGGGGGGCUGCAGCCGGCCUCGGCGACCCCUCCCCCCGGGCCUGCGCCGCCCGCCCGCGGCUCCGCGCUGGGGGGGACCGCGAGCCCGGGCCGGGCUCCGAGCGGGGGCGGGGCCGGCGCCCACCUCGGCGCCCGCCCCCACCCCGUGACGGCGCGGCUGGCCAAUGGCAGGAGCCUCAGCCGCGCGGACCGAGAGGCCGCCCCCGCCUAGGCCCCGCCCCCCCCGGCGAGGCUCCUCCUUUCUACUUUUUCAGCUCGCUCACACGCAGGCGGAAGCAACACCCGGAGCCGGGAUUCUGGCCGGGGUCGGGACGAAAGCGUGGAAGCUGGGAGCUCCCCGCCCUUCUCCCCCCACCCCGGCCGCUCCCGGCCGCCUCGGGCUUGGCGAGCCUCGCGGAAAGAGGGGGAAGGGAAGCGGGACGGGUCCGCAGCUGCUGCCGUAGAGACUCUUGCAGGCUCGCAAGGCCGUGCAGACUGCCCACUCUUCCUUGUACAAAACAGCCGUCGUGGGAAGUAGGAAGUUUCCCCGCCUCCACUUCUACUCGGGUCGCCGCUUCUCUCGAAGGUGGGCAGAGUAUGGGACAGGCUGAGGCUGCCAGAAGCCACGUUGAAGGGCUUUGACAGCAUCAUUUGGGGCCACGUAUUCAAGAAUCCGGUCCAAGGCUUCUUAUUCUUCGGGGAAACUGCAUUUUUUGCCCCCCCCCGCCCCCAACACACACACCCCAGGCACGCACAGCACGCCCCCUCCCUGUUACGAUUUCAUUCUUUCUCUUCCCUCCCGGCACAAGAACCCUGACCUCAAUAUCCCAUUGAAUGGACUUCCAGCCUCCCAAUUCUAAAGACGAGGGUGGGGCGCCGAGAGUCCCCUAUAGGUGGGAGUGAGUGAAAUUGGCUGGGCAAAGGGGCAGGGGGUGUGACAGUGGCUGGAAGGAGGAGGCCUGGAGAGAAAACCCAGAGGAGGAGAAAGCAGAGGCAGGGAGAGAAGGAGGACGCAGAGGGAUGGACAACUCUGGGAGACCGGAGCUCCGGCGCGUAAUCCAGCUCCCGGGAUUUUGGUCAGCUCGGUCCCAGGGCUUCUGGGGUCCCCUUCCCCCCGGGCCCCCACCUCUCCCCAGCCGGGCGGGCCGCCGGCUUUCUUAGCCCUUGGUCUCAGAGGAGGCAGCGGGAAGCCCACCCUAGCGCUUGGAAGGAGCAGGGGAAGGAUGCAAAAAGAGAAAGUGCAAGGGUGGUGAAGCGAGGGGGUGCGUAAGAAAAGGACGCCGAGCUCGGGCUGCCGCGCUGACCCAAGUGCUUCGGAGACUCGUCCCUCGCUCACCCUCCGGACCUGGCUCCUGCCUAAAUAACCCGGCUCACGGCCUUUAGCUUGACCCAGCCGGGUUCCUUCCCCCAUCCGCUCUCUUCCAGCCCCUUUAAGCAACGACUCCCCAACCCACACCCCCACCCCCCAACUACCCCACCACCACCACCACCAUCCGCUCUUCCCCGGCUCUGGAGCGCUGUUUACCUAAUCUCAGUGGCACACCGAGCCGAGGAGAACGCCAAAAGAAGGUAGCGUUUGCACAACAGCGUCCCCGGCGAAGAAGUAAAAAACGUUUGCAUUGGAGCUUCGGGAUAAGUUAACUGCGAAGCUGGGGUCCUGCUGUCCUAUCUCGGCGGGGAUGAGGCUUGCCCUGCACGUUUGCAGGGACAGGAGAUCUUAUCUGGUUUUGAUGCCAUUACCGUGUCGGAGAAGAACGUUAUGUGAUAAAAUAUUAUCUAAUAUCCUAGAGACCAUUAAAGUGUCAAAGUUUAAUGCCAAGCCUUUUAGCUCCAAAGCUGCUCCUUUCUUCCU